GUGAAGCGUUAAGUGGGUGAGAAACUCAAGCGCCGGAAGGUGACUUUAUUAUGUUAUUAGCGACAUUUGAAUGUGAGAGUAUUUAACUUAUCUCGUCUGUAGACGCUGCCACUGACACGCGCUCAUUUUAUGAAAGUAUGAAAACAUCGCAAUUGUAAUGACGAUGGAAUCAACGUGCGAGUAUUUCAUGUAUUUCCCCGCCGCUCCAAUAUCGAGUCUCUCGGACCCGGCGAAGUACACGAGUCUUCCGCAGCGAAAGCACGUCUACCUCGGGGAGACCGUCCAGUUCCUGCUCGUGCUGCAGUUCCGGGACGCUUCGGACAAGCGCGACAGCUGCGGGGCGGUUCACUGGAAGGAGCAGGUGGGUACUCUAUCAGCGCUGGCGAGUGUGUGUGUCGCUGAGAGCCGCCAGCAGAGAGCCGCUGAGUGUCCACCAGACUUCCAGAGCUGCAACAGCAGCUGUGAUGGGGGCAGCGAGUCUGUAACCACCAACCGGACAUUCACUCAGUGCGACCCGCUUCUCAUUCAGAAUAGCUCGGCCUUUAAGGGACGGCAGGACGGGACGGAACCAGUGAAGUCUGCCUCAGUGUCUGAUGACCAGGUUAUCUUUUGUCUCACCGUCUCGUUGGACAAGCUGCCAGUCAACACACUCAAAGCCAAGGUCAUAGUUACUGUGUGGACACAGGAGGAAGAGAAGGUGGAGGUGAGCGAACAUGGCUACCUGACUCUUCUGCAGCUCAGGAGACCAACACACACCUUCAGACAGGACCUCAGGACCUUCAAAGCUCAGGUCAACACCACCCUGGAUGUUCUUCCACCUCCCAGUGUCCACUGUCAGCAGCUGACUGUCUCUGGAAAACACUUGACUGUUCUCAAAGUGGUGAACUGCAGCUCUCACGAGGUGGUGUGUGUCAGAGAUGUGAGAAUCCUUCCUAACUAUAACUCGUCCUACCUCCCCAUGAUGCCAGAUGGUUCAGUGCUUAUCGUGGACAAUGUCUGCCAUCAGUCCGCUGAGGUCACCAUGGCUUCAUUCUACCGGAUAGACAACAAAUCAUCGCGUUUACCCAGCAUGCUCAGUGCCCUGGAGGAGCAGAACUUCCUGUUCCAACUGCAGCUACAAGACAAAGAAGAGGAGGACUCCAGCGAGGGUUUGGAAGUCCCAUUGGUGGCUGUGUUGCAGUGGUACGCACCAGCACAUCCUCUCACAAGGUAUAUUUCUAGCUGCUAUUCGUUGCCCACUAUCCGCUUGGAUCGUCCUCAGCUGGUGAUGACAGCCUCCUGUGCCAGUGCCAUCAGACCCCUGCAACACUUGUGGGUUAAAUACACUCUGCUGAACAACUUACAGGACUUUAUUGGUGUCCGUCUGAUCUGGAAUUCUGAAGCUCAGUGUCGCAGGUAUCAGCAUGACUCCAGGUUGGCAGCAGUGGUGUGUCAGACUCCCCUUAACAACUUGGGACAGUGUAGGAAAGGCUCCACUCUGUCCUUUACAGUGGCCUUCCAGAUCCUCACUACUGGAGUCUUUGAGCUAUGCCAGCACAUGAAACUGAAGCUGCAGUUCACAGCCUCCAUGUCUUCACCUCCCCCUUCAUCACCUCUGAGGAAGUCUCCGUCAUCCAGUCCUGUCGCCAGAGAGCUGCUGGAGAAACAGAGCCUGUGUCGCUCGCAGAGCUUCUCCCACCAGCAGCCAUCCAGAUCACACCACGUCAGGUCAGGCAGUGUAAUGGAGCAGCGUAUUAUCACGCCUCCUAUGGGAUCUCCACUGGGCCGAACCCUCUACCCUCCCCCUGACCACGCCCUCUUUUCACUGGACAAAAUAGCCAAGAGGGAGUGCAAGGUGUUGGUGCUGGAACCAGUCCAAGAGGCACACUGCAGAUGACGUGGAGAGGAGGAGGGUCUCAGUCGAGGGUCUGUCGAGCCGCCAGAGUCUCAAAGGAACGAGGAGCAAGAGAAUCACAUGGUGAGGAGAGAGGCGGGUGGUGGAGGGAUGCUGCAGCACACAUGAUGAAGGAGAAGAACGUCUUCAUUUCACUGGUUUAUCAUUUCACUGGAUUUUUUUUUGUACUUUUAAGAAAAAAGUCUUUAAGCUCACAUUUCAUUUUAUUCUAUGGGUUAUUUUUAUUUUUCUAUAAAGUCUGGGUGAUUUUGUUGAUAUACAUUCCAGAGUUUUAGGGUUUUAUUUGCAUCAUUGUUUAUUAUUAUUAUAAUUAUUAUCAUUAUUAUAAUUAUUAUUAUUAUUAUCAUCAUAAUUAUUAUUGUUGAUAUACACCUUAAGUCUGCUCUGCAGCCGCUCUGUGAGAACACAAAUGUCUGUAGAAGUCACUGGCAGCUCCCGAGUCACAUCUUUGGUCAAACUCAGCUCAUGUGAGAACACAGAAAAAAACAGAAAAAAGCUCCAGAUUAUUCACACUCAGUAUGUUUCCAUGCACAGUUAAGUAGAGCAAUGGUUGUAGCUCAACUAUGCUGUUUAAUUGCAUUACUGCCCUUGUCCCAGUGUACGCACUAGUGGGGAAUUGAUUGACGUAGCACCAGGUACUGUAUACUGGAAAUAGAGGAACAGGGAACUGUUGAACAAAUCGAAAACUUGAAAGUCACAUUUCCCACACCCUGGUUCACUGUCUUCAACUUGAGAAGUCUGAAAAAAACACACAUGAUUUUGACACAUUUCACCCAAUACUAGUUAUUAACAAUGCAAGUAACAUGUCUGUAGUUUAUGAAUGAAAUAGUACUGUGUGUACAACCAAUUUAAUGUGAAAUAUGACAAUAUUUCAACAGUACUAUCAACAGUAAAACAUCAGCAGUCUUUAUGAAAUUUCAUGUUAGGGGUUGAUGAGUUUGUUUCAAGUUUCAAGUUGGAAAUCCUGAGUUUUGACUACAAAUGGAAUGCACCUUUAAGUCCAACUCAUUUAGGGUGCUUUCCUACUUGGAUUUUGUUGUGAUUCAGAGAGUAAUUGUUUUACAUUAUUGCACUUAACCUUAGUUUGAUUGGUUUUCACACUGCAUUCUAGACUCACUGCUACACGCUUAUAAACAAUUCUUGUGAUUGGUCAGAAUUUUGUGGGAAAUUUGUAAUUCAGGAAAUUCCUCAGAUUCCCGUAAUCAAAAAUAGAUUACUCCCAGUGAGAGUAGGCAAUGGCAUUUAUUGCUGUUCUCUGGAUGGUGUUAUACCAGUGUUCAGUACAUUUCCAAUUUGAGUGAGCAACUAGGCUACACCGAGAAAACAAUGCCAUAUAUCUGAUGAUGAUGCCCUGCUGCUGCGUCAGACACCUCCCAAGGAGUAGAUGUGUCCUGGAGGCAUAUAAUGACUUAUUCACUGGACAGUUUGUAUUCUGAAGAUGCAUCAGGUAAGCUGCUUGUUUAUAUGUUUUGGGUAAAUUGUGUACCCACUGUACUCAUUGUGUGAGCUGAGACCACCCUCUCUAGGUCUCAGCCCGGGUUGAUUUUUGCUGGAAAGGUGUGCGAUUACUGUGUUUACACAAGCCUAAUAGAACCCAUCUAGGGAGGAGAAACCCCAGUUUCGGAAUAACAACCUAGGCGAAAAGCAGUAGUCAUUUUUAACACAGAAUCUUAUUAUGUGGGUGUAUUUUUGUGACUGUUUCAUAUAAUGUCAGUUUGUCUGACAUUUUUGUUUAGUUUAAGAAAAGGCCGGUCAUAGUCUGAAUACCAUUUUUUAUAUCAUGAUAUUAUAUCAUAAUAUAUAUAUAUACAUGUAAAUGUACUAACUGAAUAUUCUGCCUCGUGUAUGUUCAACCCAGGCUCCCCCAGACAAUCUCCAAAUUCAUUCUUAACACGUGUGUAACAAUCUCUGGACCCAAAUUCCCGGACCCUUUCCCGAGUUUAUGUCUGAAAAAUGGCUUGAGGGAAAUACUUUUUGUGUAUUUUUGUAUCUAGAAACUCACACUUUGCUGCAGUCACAUUUCCACAUUUUGUGCAUUACACAGUAGAACAAUUUGGGUGCAAUUUUUUUCUGAUAAAAGAAUGGCUUUAUAUUGUCAGGCACAAAUUGGAAAAUGGUCUAUAUCAACACAUUACAUUCAUUGUGAAACCCAACUGAAUUACAAUUUACACAUUGACAGUUUUGUAUAUUUUUAUAUCUGUUUACUUUAUGUUGAAAGAGUCAAAUUCAACAUAUACAACAGAUGUGUGACAGGCUUUUUUUUUUUACCUGCUACACCACAAUGAUCUGGACACUGAUCAAAUAAAGACACACACACCCGACUAAGGCCACAAUACAAUAUUAUCACGAUAUUGUAAAUCUCAGUGAUCACAUGGCAACAUCUAGUGGACUGAAACAUCAAUUUAUUAAUUUUUUUUAAUGUUGAACUUCA
Solea senegalensis (Senegalese sole) is the source of this 4325-nucleotide messenger RNA. RefSeq names its product trafficking protein particle complex subunit 14-like. Gene Ontology annotation, molecular function: alpha-tubulin binding. The transcript is spliced from 12 exons. Gene Ontology annotation, biological process: cilium assembly. The record is from RefSeq and is a predicted model, not a curated record. Bases 158 to 1876 code for a protein of 572 amino acids. Gene Ontology annotation, cellular component: TRAPPII protein complex. NCBI's taxonomy places the organism in Eukaryota, Metazoa, Chordata, Actinopteri, Pleuronectiformes, Soleidae.